This is a messenger RNA of Triplophysa dalaica, 4426 nucleotides long. RefSeq names its product protein tyrosine phosphatase, non-receptor type 23, b (gene ptpn23b). The coding region runs from base 151 to 3687 and encodes 1178 amino acids. Gene Ontology annotation, cellular component: endosome. Gene Ontology annotation, molecular function: protein binding. Gene Ontology annotation, biological process: protein transport to vacuole involved in ubiquitin-dependent protein catabolic process via the multivesicular body sorting pathway; endocytic recycling; early endosome to late endosome transport. The record is from RefSeq and is a predicted model, not a curated record. NCBI's taxonomy places the organism in Eukaryota, Metazoa, Chordata, Actinopteri, Cypriniformes, Nemacheilidae. The transcript has 20 exons.
ACGUAUAUGUUUUGAAGAGCAAACAGUGGGAGCAAGCUUCCUGCUCAAAUCCGGACAUAAUUUCCCUCGUUUAGUUAAAUACAGAAAGUCUUUGUAUGCGAAACCUCUGAACACUUUUGUUGAGCUGGAUAAGCGUUUGGCGGAGGUAAAAUGGAGGCCGUUCCUAGGAUGCCAAUGAUUUGGCUGGAACUAAAGGAAGCGGGGGAGUUUGAGUUUAGCCCCGCUGUUAAACAGUACAUACACGUGAACUAUGGUGAGAACCCAGAGAACUACAGUGAGUCGCUGAAGAGGCUGGAGGAGCUCAGACAGACCAUGGUAAAUUUACCGAGAGAUUUUGAGGGUUGCAGCACUCUAAGAAAAUACUUUGGUCAGCUGCACUUUCUGCAGAGUCGUGUACCCAUGGCAACGGGCCAGGAGGCUGCUGUGCCCGUGACAUGGACGGACGCCUUCUCGGGAAGGAAUGUCACGCAUAAUGAUAUCAACUAUGAGCAUGCAUGUGUCCUGUAUAACCUGGGUGCCUUGCACUCGAUCCUGGGGACUUUGGAUAACCGUCUGUCUGAGGAGGGGAUGAAAGUGUCCUGUACACAUUUCCAGUGUGCUGCAGGGGCUUUUACAUACAUGAGAGAUCACUACAAUCACACCUACAGUUCAGACAUGAACAGCCAGACGCUGCAAAUCAACAUCAGCCUCAUGCUGGCACAGGCCCAGGAGUGUCUCCUAGAGAAAACUUUACUCGACAACAGGAAAAGUCAUUUAGUAGCAAAGAUUUGUGCCCAGGUGUGCGACUAUUACAAGGACUGUCUGAGGGUCUUGGAUCAUUCUGAAUCUGUGCCAGGAAGGAUUCAGAAGGAGUGGAGGAAACUCAUCAGCCUGAAGAUCAGCUACUUCACUGCUAUAACACACCUGCACAUGGGAAAACAAUCAGAGGAGCAGCAGAAAUUUGGAGAAGCAGUCGCCCACUUUCAGUACUCAGUAGAUAAACUUAAUGAAGCAAUUAAGCAGGGCAAGGGUCAACUGGAUUCUGUGCAGGAUGCUCUGAAAUUCACAAUGGAUGUCAUUGGUGGAAAAUAUAAUUCGGCGAAGAAGGAUAAUGACUUCAUUUACCACGAAUCCGUGCCCAAUCUGGACAUGUUAGCGGGAGUCAAAGGUGCCUCUUUGGUGAAACCCUUGCCUGUGACCCCAACUGAUCCAAGCGUCACUGGUCCUGACCUCUUCUCUAAACUUGUUCCCAUGGCAACCCAUGAAGCUUCCUCCCUUUACAGUGAGGAGAAGGCAAAGUUACUUAGGGACAUUGUGGCGAAAAUAGAAGACAAAAACCAGGUCCUUGAGAGGUUUAUGGAGUCUCUAAGCAAUGACUCUGUAUAUAAAAUGGACAUGUUUAAAACUCUUCCUGACACACUGCUGGAAAAAUGUGCUUAUCUCAGUGUGCGACCAGACACUGUCAAGAAUCUAGUUCAGGCCAUGCAAGCGCUAUCGAAUGUUUACACUGAUGUGGGUUCAUCUCUUGGGGAGAUCCGCAGUGCCUUGGAAGAAGAUGAGGCCGGGGAAAAGAGUUUAAUGGAGGUCGUGGGUCAGAGGGGAUUGCCACCUGGUCCUUCAGCCCUGCAGGAGGUUCAAAAAGAGUUGAAAAAAUACGAGGCCGCCCAUGAGGCAGCCAGCCAAACCAACACUGAACUUCACAGAGCUAUGAAUCAGCACAUACCAAACCUACGUCUCCUCCAAGGAACUGUGGAAGAUCUCAAAAAUAGCCUGCCUCAGCCACAACUGAGUCAAGAUGAUAUGACGUCCUUGCAAAAAAUGAAGAGCAUUCUCGACAAAGUGGAUGAAAUGCGAAAGCAGAGAACCUCAUUGGAGAGCCAGCUUCGUGACCUCAUUCAUAAAGAUGACAUCACCGGCGUCCUGGUAACCGCAGAUCGGGCUGAAAUCAAGACGUUGUUUGUGGAACAGUUGAAGAAAUAUGAUCAGCUGAAGGGAUAUAUAGAACAGAAUUUACUAGCGCAGGGUAACAUCCUGAAAGCACUAACAGAUGCCAAUGUGCAGUAUGCCCCUGUCCGCAAGACGCUCACGCUCACAGAGCAACAAUGGAACAGUACAGUGCAGUCCUUGAUUGCCUCAUUUGAGGCAUAUGAGGAUCUGAUAAAGAAGGCUAAGGAGGGAAGAGACUUCUACCAGGAUUUAGACAAGAAGACAACUACCCUUUUGGACAAAACCAAGUCCUAUUGUCAAACCAGAGAGAACGAGCGAGUUGGGUUGCUGGAGAAGGAGAUUGGAAAAGGACAUCCUCCUAAACUUGGACAGAGAGUUCCUGUUCCUAGAUCUGGCCCAUCCAGUCUUGAAGCUGUUGGUCCAUCGGCUGCUCCUUACAUUGCUAGACAAGAUCUCCCACAAGAAAUGCGAUGCCUCCCACCAAACACCAAUUUUGCAGGAGGUCCAGUGCUUCCAAAUCCAAGAUUGCAUGCUGGAUCCCCGCUUAAUUUGCCACAAGGUGCGAACCCUUUUCAAUCCGCUCGUUUUCCAACCCAACAAGUUCCCAAUACAGAUUCAAAGCCAACACAACUGCCCCAUUAUCUGCCACAAAAUCAUAUACCGUACAUUUCAUCCACAGGGAUUCCACAACAGUUUCAGGUAAGAGGCACUGCACCUGGCUAUCCUCAGGCUAACCAACCGACAACCUCACAUGUCCCAUAUCAGGGAUACAAUCCAGCUCUCUGGCAGCAACCCCCUAGUGGCCCUGUUGCUGUUACAGGGGGUUACACUGUGCCUCCACAACUGGGGCAGAUGCCCCAAAAUUGCUUUAGGCCUGGUGUACCAGGGCCACAAGUAUCUAUGCCAAACACAUUUGGGCAGCCUCAGUCUUCCUCUGCCCAACAGAUCAUACAGGGAGUACCAUACCAAAGACAUAACAUCCCCCCAAACGCACCAAGAAGUACAUUUCCUGGCCAGAUUUUUCCACCUAUCCAACCUGGACAGUUCCAGCCACAGCAACAAUCUGGACUACCACCAGGUUACAGACCAACUCUGGAUGGCCAAUUUACAGUAUCGCAACCUCCAGGAGCCCUUUUUGACCAACAUCAGUCUGCUCUUUCUCAUCAGUUCCAUCCAGGUCAACUUCCACAAGUCAGGCCACAGCCCUACAUGGGCUAUCCUCCCACAUCCUUUCCAUCGUCACAGCCGAUCUCAGCACCCCUCCAAAAUCUCCGUCAACUACAGCCAGGGUCUCAGAAUUUCCCACAGGUAACUUUAAGCCAAAAUGCUCAAAUUCCGUUUGGUGUUCGGCCAUCCAACCUGCCCCAAAUGUCCCAAGGAGCUUUCCCACCACAAACUAACAUUUAUUCAUUUGGACCACCACAAGUGGGCCAACAGACCAUUCCACCUCAAUUCAACACCAUGCCUAAUGGAACAGGAAGACCAGCUAUGUAUGCUCCCAGUCAAAGCCAGAUACCUGGCUCUUUGUCAGUACAGUCAACUGUCCCAGUUAUGGACAAUCCAGUUCCUCUUUCACUGCCCAGUACUCUCAUACCUACUCCAUCACCUGCUCACGUCUCCGCUCCUGAGCCUGACAAAAUGAAUCCGCAAGGGUCCCGUCAGGAGAACAUAUCUGGCUGCGGUACAAUUUUGGAUUCUCUUCAGAAUAAAGUGGAUAAUCUCAGCAUCGCACCUCAAAGUGAGGCUUCUAAUUUUGGAUAGGAUAAAUCACAAUAUUGAUGCUGAUCUGUCAAAGGAAGAGAAUGGAUCCAUCAGUCAUUACCAACCACUGCGCAGAUGCUGUUAGCGGUUGUCAAGAAUACGGAGAACAAUUAGCACUAACAAAAAUGGUGAGAAUGAACAAGUGGUGGAUAAAAAAGAUCCUUUUGGUGAUUUGGAUCCUUUGUGGUCACUACCGAAGAUAUGAUGCCUAAAACAACACUUACUGUGUGUUAGAUUUUAUUUCUGUAUAGUCCUGUAAUACUUCUUAAACUACUUCUUAUGCACCAUACAUAUACGGAAGUGUCACUACAUCUACUAACUGUGCUCUUAACAACACACUAUGACUUAACAACUGUACUUUUUGCAAGCAUAUACUUAAGAAAACAACUCUUGCAUUGAUUUCUAUGCAAUCCUACACUUUUGUAUCACUUUGCGAUUCUGGUUCUAUGUAGCACUUUAGUCUGCACUCUAAGAAUGAUAAAGAUGAGGAAGAGACGAUUGUUGAUGUUGAAUAUAGUUUGUUAUAAAUAUUUUACUUCUAAAACUAAACAUUUUGAAACAACUUUCUUGCUCCUAAAUUGACUUUUGAAUAAGAAAUCUUUUAAAACUGAAUGGAUAACAAAAAAUGAAUAGUAAAAAUGUAAGUGGGACACUAGUGUUUGUUUGCAUUGUGCCACAUAAAUGUGAGGCUUUAAACACGGUGUGCAUGUUGCUUCCAUAAUAAAUCAUGUGGUGGAAA